AUGGCAGGUACCCGCGGUUCCACUCAGGGAAGAACAAGCAAUGUACCUGAUGAACUUAUUACUACUGUCGGGGGGUUGGCCACUUUUGUCCAGAACAUUAGCCAAGAAUGGAGAGAAUAUCGGCAACAGAACCCGAACCAACCCCAAAUCCCCGACAAUGCUGAGGAAAUUGCUCGACGGAGGUUGAAAGACUUCCGCAACUUCCAGCCACCUACAUUUGAAGGUGGAGAUGAUCCUGAAGCUGCAACAAGAUGGAUGCAGAUGAUCGAGCACAUAUUUGAGCGUAUGGGAUGUCCGGAAGCCCAGAAGACUGACUAUGCCUCAUACCAGCUGAUUGGGGAAGCUUUGACUUGGUGGACCGGUGCGAGGGCUUUGCUUCAAGCUCAAAAUGUUGACCUGACUUGGGCUGUGUUCAGACGAGUUUUCCUGGACAAGUAUUUUCCGAAGGCUAUGAGAAGAAUGAAGCUCACUGAACUGCUGUCACUAAAGCAGGAUAAUGUGACUGUCAAUGAAUAUGCUGCUAAGUUCGGACAACUUAUGGAAUAUGCCAACUUUGACCGGAACAUCUAUGACGAAGAGUGGCAAGUGGAAAAAUAUGAAAGUGGACUACAUCCAAAGAUCUGCAAGCUCAUCCUGACUUCUGCAAAUCACACACUUCCAGAAUUAAUCAAUCAGAGUCGGCAAAUGGAAGGCAUUAUCAAUGAAGUAAAGAAUUUGUCUAAACAGCCAGUGCAAUCACGAGAAGGAAGUAAAGGUGGUCGGUUAUUCAUAAUGAAUAGAGGCAAGGAUCCCCAGUUGCAACCACGGACUGGAAACUUCAAGAGGAAUAAUGCUCCUGGACAAUCUUCAGCCGGACAACAGGGUCCUACUACUUGUGUUACUUGUAGAAAGAAUCAUACUGGUGUCUGCCGGCGCGGGACGAAUGUGUGCUAUAGGUGUGGACAACUGGGACACUUCUUUUCCGACUGCCCACACAAUGCGAAUCGGCCUCCUACUCAAGCUCGGACGUUCACUCUUGAUGCCAGUAAAGCCCAGAAGUAUCCGGAUCGGAUCUGA
This is a messenger RNA of Gastrolobium bilobum, 1056 nucleotides long. RefSeq lists its product as uncharacterized. Gene Ontology annotation, molecular function: zinc ion binding; nucleic acid binding. The record is from RefSeq and is a predicted model, not a curated record. NCBI's taxonomy places the organism in Eukaryota, Viridiplantae, Streptophyta, Magnoliopsida, Fabales, Fabaceae. The coding region runs from base 1 to 1056 and encodes 351 amino acids. The transcript has a single exon.